AUGAUAGAUUUUGUUUUGGAGUUCGUCAACAAAACAGCUUCAAAUUCUUCAUUCAUGUUUCUCUUCUUUGACUUCAUCAUCAUAUUAAUCCUAUUGGGAAACACUAAACCAGGUUCCGAAGACAAGUCAAAUUCCGGUGCGAAGCAACCCAGGUUGAUAUCCGACUCGGUUCUCUCUUCCAAAUCCGUUUUUAAGAAAUCUGAGCCGAGUCUUACCUCGAAGUCCCAUUCACAAGAAUCUGGGCUUAUGUCUAAGUCCUUUCUCUCCUCCAAACACACCGGUUCUAAUCAAUCGUUGACCUGCAAACCCGGUUUGCGCAUAAUAUCGUAUGGAUUGCAACAUGGUUCAGACUUUUCAGAGAAGGAUGAGAAAGGGACAAAUAGUAAAACGGAGAACUUGGAAGUAGGGAAUGAGAUGGAAGUAGAGUGUUUGCUUCAAAAAGAGUUGAAGAGUUCAUUCGUAAAGUUAAUACUCAAUGGAAAAUAG
Raphanus sativus (radish) is the source of this 486-nucleotide messenger RNA. RefSeq lists its product as uncharacterized. Bases 1 to 486 code for a protein of 161 amino acids. Lineage: Eukaryota; Viridiplantae; Streptophyta; Magnoliopsida; Brassicales; Brassicaceae. The transcript has a single exon. The record is from RefSeq and is a predicted model, not a curated record.